ACUUUGAAGCAGAUGGAAGCCAAUUCAUUCUUUAACCGCGCAUUCCACCAUCACUCAGCAGGCUUUUCAUAGUCCCGAGAUCGUGACAAUAGAAUAUCUAUCUCACAAUUCUACAUUGCGUGUCACUCGAUAACUUGGCCAUCUCGCGACCUUUUUUUAUAUAGAAAGUCUGGUUUAAACCGUCCUAGUAUCUAGUUUCAUUCCAGUACACAGUCGUGUCACGACUAUCGUAAAUGAAUCAGGAUUAUUUCCUGUCAUCGCUUGAAAGAACUUGGGCGAGGCUGUCUCAAGUCGCUGUCCAUGGCGCAGAAUAUGACUCCCGUGAACGACAGCCCCACCCGAAAUGUUUGGAAGGGACUCGGGUGGACCUUCUCGACUACAUCUACAGGUUGCUAGACAACCGAGGGCAAAGUCGAUUCAUCUGGCUACAUGGUACUGCUGGAGUUGGAAAGUCUGCCGUUGCGUUCACUGUAGCUGAAAGGAUGAGAAGUCUAAAAGUGACAGAGGAGACGAAUGAAGAAAAGCGGCUCGCAGGAACAUUCUUUUUCUCACAAAAACACACCGAACGCUGCACGACCGCAUAUUUUUUUGCGACACUUGUCUAUCAGCUUGCUAGCAAUUUUCCCAGCAUCCGGGCGGGUGUGAGCAAAUCGAUCCGCGACAAUCCCGCUCUCUUAGAUCCCAGCAAGUCUCUCCGCGUCCAGGUGGAGACGCUCUUUCUCCAACCACUCCGUGGGCUUCACCUCAGAUUGCGUGGGUGUCAGCCUUUGACUUUUAUUGUUGAUGCCCUUGAUGAGUGCACAUCCGAAUUUGAGCUUGCCGAUCUCAUCCUUUCCCUUGCACGGGUUCUUCAUGAGCCUGAUCUGCCCGCGAUCCACAUUCUUCUCACAAGUCGCUCGGAAUUACAUAUAUGUAGAACCAUGGAAAAUGAAGAAGUGCGGUCGUUGGUGUGCGAGAUACCAGCGACCAUCUCUGGAAAGGGCAUUGGUAGCAUCAUCUCAUUGGACAGCGCUAAUGUCGACAAUGACAUCUAUAUCUUCUUGCGGCAUUCCUUCGGACAGCUGGGGAGUCGCCAUCUUGACUUUCCUCAACCAUCGACUGAACAACUUGAGCGACUUGCAAGCCGGGCGGGCGGACGUUUCAUUGUAGCGUCUACGAUGAUGAAGUUUAUCGACAAUGAAGACAAUGAUCCCUACGAUCAGCUGAUGCUGAUGCUCGAGCUAACAAGCGAGCUGCUACCGGGAACAGAUGUGUUCAAGUUUUACGAUUGUAUCCUCUCUACGUGUGCCGACCCUAAGCGGGCAUAUCUGCAAUUGUCUGUCGUUGCUGCUCUCACAGAUCCUCUGCCUCUCUCGCAAAUCUCGACACUGCUUGGCCCCAGUUUGGGCAAGGAUGUCGAGACGACUCUGAUGCAGUUGCGGUCUGUCAUGGAUAUCCCUGCAGACAGCACUCUCCCCGUGAAUAUCUAUCAUUCCUCCAUUCGCGACUAUGUUUCAGAUACCUUAAAUUACAGCCUCUGUCAAGUACACGAUAUGCCAUCACCUCACUGCCUACUCGUCCAUUCCUCUUUCCGCUUGAUGAUGAAAGGCAUUCCAAAAAAUGCUGCACUUCUUGAUGCCCUCUCGCAAUUGGAGGAGCAGAGCUGCGCUAUGGAACGCGAGUGCCCCCAUGUACUAAAGCACUCAUUGGCCUUCCUCAUUCAACCGCCGGAGCCACUGUCAGUCCUUAGCGCUAUUUUAUGGCUUUGGGGAGAUCGCAGUUCACAUUCACAAUCUUGGCUAGAGACUGUAGAGGGUCGCAACUAGCUGCUGUGGAUUGAAGCUGGGAAAAACUGGCUGCUGAACUAAAGA
Suillus fuscotomentosus is the source of this 1850-nucleotide messenger RNA. RefSeq lists its product as uncharacterized. The transcript has 3 exons. Bases 234 to 1805 code for a protein of 523 amino acids. The record is from RefSeq and is a predicted model, not a curated record. Lineage: Eukaryota; Fungi; Basidiomycota; Agaricomycetes; Boletales; Suillaceae.